AUGAAUAGCAAUUCAAAAGUAUCUUCUAGUACUAUGCGUAUAGCAAAAUCUGAACUGGGUCAUGAUACCAUCAACCGUUUUAAACGUGAUUUUUCACAUGUUCUUAUUAAACAAAAAGAAGAAUACGAACAAGAAAUAGUUCAAUUAAAAAAAACACACAAUGAACAAAUAUGUAAGCUUUGUAAUGAAAUAGAAAAAUCAUCAUCAUUAUUACAUCAAUAUAAAUUAGAACUCGAUUCAAUGCGAACAUCAUUUAAUAUACAAGAAAAACAAAUAAUAAAUAAAAAUAAUGAAUCGUUUUCUAUUCAAGAUUUACAAACAAAAAAUAUUGAAUUGACUGCUGAAAAUACAAAAUUAAAAAAUGAAUUAACAAUAUUAACAACUAAAUAUCAAAAAUUAUCAAUAGAAAUGCAAGAUGCUCAACAAUAUGUACUAAAAAUGAUUGUACAUUUAGAUUAA
This is a messenger RNA of Rotaria sp. Silwood1, 459 nucleotides long. The record is from the annotation of a GenBank genome assembly. Lineage: Eukaryota; Metazoa; Rotifera; Eurotatoria; Philodinida; Philodinidae.